AUUUCAGAAUUCCAUAUUUUGAAACUCCAAUAGAUUACAAUAUUUAAACAAGACCAAGAUAAAUAAAAGCUAGUACAGCAAACAGAGGUAAUAAUUGAAUAUAUAUUUAAAAGAUAUGCAAAAUGUACUUCUCACUCUUAGAGUACUUCAUAGACCAUACAGUGAUGAAUUGCCAACCAUAUAUAGAACAUUAGGAAUUGAUUAUGAUGAAAAAGUACUUCCUUCAAUUGUUAAUGAAACAAUGAGAUCUGUUGUUGCUUAAUACACGGCAUCUUAAUUAAUGAGUUAAAGAGAUUAGGUUUCAUUUAAAAUAAGGUAAGCCUUAGAUUAAAGAGCUGCUUAAUUCAAAAUUGCUAUUGAUGAUGUUUCAAUCACAGAACUCACUUUUGGAAAAGAAUAUUUAGAAGCUAUUGAAGCUAAAUAAGUUGCUUAAUAAGAAGCUGAAAGAGCAAAAUUUGUAGUUGAAUAAGCAAGAGAAGCCAAAAAAAGUAUUGUUAUUAAAGCUUUGGGAGAAGCUAAAUCUAUUGAGCUGGUAGGAAAAUCUGCUUUAACUAAUCCAGGUAAAAUUUUUAAUCUAUUACAAUUUAGCAUUUUUGGAUGUUCGAAGAAUAGAAUAUGCAAGAGAAAUUUCAGCUAUAUUAGCAGAAUCCAGAAAUCAUAUUAUGCUACCAUCUGACAUUCUUAAAAUGGAUGCUACUGCACAUAAAUGA
Molecule: messenger RNA, 710 nt
Organism: Paramecium sonneborni
Lineage: Eukaryota; Ciliophora; Oligohymenophorea; Peniculida; Parameciidae
Source: the annotation of a GenBank genome assembly